CACAUCAGUACCCUCUCCCCCGCGGACCAAACGGAACGCUUUAUCAUGGACGCGAUUUAAUUAGCUUUAUUUGAUUUAAUAUCAGUCUAAGCAUCAGUACUGGAAUGCGACUGAUAAACCGGAACCGUGUGCAGUAACCAUGAUCGCAUCAGCAGGUCCCUCACGUUCAGUCAUGUUUCUUCUGCACCCGCUGCUGCAGAUAUCUGUGCUGCUGGAUCCGACACUGUGGCUGCCCGUCUCUGCUAGCCCUACCGACGACAACGUACUGCGAGCUGGACACGGAGAUCACGGAGAGCCGGGGCACGAGGAAACCCAUAAAGAUUCGUACAGCACGUUCGCCUCAGAAUUCCUCGAGUCUAGAUAUCUCUCAGAUGAAGGUUACCCAUUCCCAACUGCACCCCCCGUGGACCCAUUUGCUCGCAUCAAAGUUAGCGACUGUGGAAUAACCAAAGGAUGCAUCAGAUACGGAAAACCAGGCUGUGAUGCAGAAACCUGCGACUAUUUCCUGAGUUACCGGCGCAUUGGGACAGACGUGGAAUUUGAAAUGAGUGCGGACACUGAUGGCUGGGUUGCUGUUGGUUUCUCCUCUGACAAAAAAAUGGGUGGUGAUGAUGUCAUGGGUUGUGUUCAUGAUGAUAAUGGACGUGUACGGAUCCAUCAUUUCUAUAACGUGGGCCAGUGGGCCAAAGAGAUCAAACGCAACCCAGCACGGGACGAGGAGGGCGUCUUUGAAAACAACCGCGUCACGUGUCGCUUCAAACGUCCUCUUCAUGUUGCGCGAGAGGAAACGCUGGUUGACCUGCAUCUUAGUUGGUACUAUCUGUUUGCCUGGGGACCUGCCAUACAAGGUUCCAUCACAAGGCAUGACAUUGACUCACCACCGGUAUCCGAUCGCAUGAUUAGCAUCUAUAAAUACGAGGACAUUUUCAUGCCUGCCACAGCCUAUCAGACAUUCUCCUCCCCAUUUUGCCUCCUCCUCAUCGUUGCUCUUACCUUCUAUCUGCUGAUGGGCACACCAUAACCACCACAACCAGUAAUGUCAUCGAGAAAAUGAUCACAAUUGUGGAGCCACUAAUAGCACAACGGAGUGCCAACUUUAGCAGUAUUAGAAACAGGCAGCAAUGAACAGGAAGACUAUGAGCAUUGAGAUUAUAGAACAUUGUUAUGUACGCUACGAUCGAUUUUGGGCUAUGGAUUGAUAUUUAGUCAUUUACGGUAAUGUUAUAUAUGUUGAUUCUUAUUCAUAAGAGAGCAAGAGUCAGCAGUAUGCUUCAAUACAUUUAGUUUUUUUAAGAAUUGAGAAAUCCCUGAAUGGUAUGUUAUGCCAUGGUAGACUCUGCUGCUUACGGUAUUAAAACAAUCUGAGCCAAACCAUAGUUAAUAUUCAGUAUGCCUACAAUGGCACACAUCAUGACACACUAUACCCCACUACAGAGAGAUGACCCGCUAUUUAAAGUCGAUAUAUUAGAAAUACGUUACUUAAUCUCAGUAGAAGUGCUCUGCUGUUUGUCUGUUGUAGCCUGUUUUCCAGUAUUACUCAUAGUAUAUAAUUGUUCUCAUUACUGUAACGUUAAGGCUGUGAAUUUCUGAACAUUUUACUGAUUAUUAAUGCCUGUGACUCUUGAGAUUGCUACAGUACAUAACCAACCUGCAGCUCAACAGCACAAACACGCACAUAGUUUUACAUAAAACACCACGGCCUUCCAUUUAGAGUGUAUUUAUCCCAGCAUUGCCAGCUCAGUAUUCAAUGAUGCAUGCCAGCAGACCAGCCUCAUAUGAGCCAAGACGGUUUAGACCAGUGUUUCCUUCCACUUGAAGAAAAUCUGAAAAAAUGCACCUGAUCUGCGUACCAAGGAAUGAAAGACUUUCUUUAACAAUGACUUCAUAUCAUUGCAAAACUCCAACGUUAAAAGGGUUUCAUGUUAACACCAUUUUGUUUCUUAUAUAAUCCUUCAGCACUCUGAAAUGCAUACAGUAGUUUUAUAGACAUGAGAAAGCAAUUCCUUUUGAUGUAUGCAAGCCAGAGAUAAUCAUGUAAUGUAACAUUUUUUGUGAAUGCAGACAUUGUAACCACAAGAAAAAUGUUUGUAAAGCCGUUAAUGAUAUAUUUUUAUUAUUAUGGAAGUAUUAGAGGUUAUGCAUUAAUGAGGGUGCAUAGUGAAAAUGAGCCAUGUAUAUUUGAAAAAAUGAAAUAAGCUAUUCCGACAUUAACAGCUUAUAAACAUUCUGAGUAUGUGAAAUCUUAACCAAAUUGGAAGCAAAGAUGCCUGUGUUGUAUGAUCCUAAAUGGUGGCCCUGAACACCCUUGAAAACCCUGGAAAUUAACCAUGGUUUUAUUAGAGUAAAAGUGUAGAAAAUACAUGGUUUUAUAAGUAAAAGUGGCUAACAGUUAGUGAGACCAUGGUUAAUUUUCACACUGUGGUUUGUAUUAAUGCUGAAUAAAACAAGAAUACAAUCUCACUGGGAAUGUUUUUUCGGAAUAAAAAAGGUCUUUGUUGUCACACUUAGCAA
Molecule: messenger RNA, 2511 nt
Organism: Triplophysa rosa
Lineage: Eukaryota; Metazoa; Chordata; Actinopteri; Cypriniformes; Nemacheilidae
Product: DOMON domain-containing protein FRRS1L
Exons: 5
Coding region: 140-1021 (293 amino acids)
Biological process (GO): regulation of glutamate receptor signaling pathway
Source: RefSeq, a predicted model, not a curated record